ACCUGGAUCAGAAUUGUUGCAAUGACCUGGACCUGCCACAUGUGCUCCUGGAUUGGUGCCCUGAAACCUGCUGUAGGGCAAGAGCAGCCAGAGUGCAGCAGUUGUAAGGUAAACGCUCACCUCAUUUCAGAAACUUGUGCAAUGAUUAGCUACUUAAUCUCGUGAGCCCUCUGUGAUACAAAGACAGCGUUUUAUCCCCAGAGAGCGGGUAUCCCUGCGGGCUGGUAUGGAUCAGUACAGCUAAUCCAGGAAGACCAAAUCAUCUCCGCCUUCACAGCUGAAUCCCUCUGCUUGUCACUGUUCCACUUAUAUUCCAGUUUUAUUACACUGUCAUUCUAAUGGUUUCUUGGAGCAGGAUCUAACAACAGAGAACAGGUAACCCAAAGGGCUGCCUAAUGGCUCUUGCAUUCCUUGUGCUGCACAGAGUGAGUGCUGCCUCCUCUUUCCCCUCUGCUGCUGCUCUCCAGGUGCUUAGGAUACUACUCAGUUUCCUAACUUCUUUAUUCCUCCACCAGCUGAUGUCCAGUAGUCUUUCUUAUUUAUUGCCUGUGGGUUUUUCUGUUACUUACUGUAUUUUUUUUAAGCUCCUAUUUUUAUACUUUUUCAUUCCAAAUACCCACAGAUUCUCACCAUGCUCAUGAGGUCAGGGGUGUGAAAGUUCACUCAUCUGUCAGAGGCACGUCAAUCUGGACAGAUCAGUGUUCAUGGUCUUAUUUUGUUUUUCCUCUGGAGCAUAAUCCGUUAUGUGGGGAUUAUCAGGAACACUGAGUUUCCCAAAAGUAUGUAGCAAGUGGAGGUUAUAACAGAGGUUAAAGCACGCUAGAUUAGAAAUGGUGUGUAGUUCAGUAUCAGCAUCUUUAGCUGCUUAUCAAAUGUUUCCUUCAAAUCUAUUGACCGUGUCCAACAGCUGUGCCUGCUGCUAAAUCUGUAAAAUGCCUUAUGUCAGUGUCUGAGUUGUGUGCACAGCUCAGCCCCACACCUAUUCUGAGAUGCUCUUCCUCAACCCCACCUGCUAUCACGAGGAAACAGCCUUGCUCCCCUACCUGCAAUGCUGGUGAGAGGUGUUUAGGAUGGUGCUUCCCAGAACAAUUGUGCCCACGGACAGUAGAUCUCCUUGCCACCUCUUACAGUAACGCAGAUUCUGGGCUGGUGCUGCAGGCUGCGCUCCCCUCUAUCAGCUCCUCUGCAGUCCCCAGCUGACUGAAUACGCCCAGCGCAGAAGAGAGAGACUCGAACCUUGGGUCAUGCUGUUCCGUCCAGUGAGAUUUUGCAAUGCUGUGAUCAGGACACGAGGGGGAGCUGGUCAAUGUGUGAGAAAGCAGCGUCCUGCUGAGACAGCAAGUGGGCAUUUCCACACUGCCGGUGGCAACACAGCAGGUUCUUCAUCAUUAAGGAGAGUUUCCUGCUUUACUAUGCUGAGAGUGAGAAGAAGAGCUUUGAGAGCAAUAAAUACUUUAAUAUCCACCCCAAGGGUGUCAUACCCCUGGGGGGAUGCAUUGUGGAACCCAAAGAAGAGCCCAAUAUGCCUUAUGCCAUAAAGAUCUCUCAUGAAGACUUCCAUGGUAACAUCGUUCUAGCAGCUGAAUCAGAGUUUGAGCAGGCUCAGUGGCUGGAGAUGCUGCAGGAAUCUGGAAAAGUGACCUGGAAGAAUGCCCAGCUGGGGGAAGCCAUGAUUGAGAGCCUGGAAGCCCAAGGACUGCAGCUGGCCAAGGAGAAACAGGAGUAUGUAGAUAAACUGAUGGAAGAAACAGAAGAGUUGUGUCUGCAGAGGGAGCAGAAAGAGGAAUUGGAACGUCUGAACCAGGUGCUGGAGGCAGAGAAGCAGCGGUUUGAAGAGGUGGUACGGGAGCUGCGGCUGGAGCAGGAGCAGAUCAGGCGGGAGCUAGAGCUCACAGCCCGCUCCCUUAAUGGAGUGGAGCAAGAAAAGAAAGAGUUGCGAAGCCUGACUCAGUCCUUACAGAAAAACCUGGAGGAGCUUUCCAUGGAAAAGCAGCAAAUGUUGGAGAUGUUGGAAACAAAUGAGAGCCCAACUUCAGCCAGUCCUAGCGAGGAGCAAAGCCCCAGCUGGGGGUUGCACUGCAGCCUGCAGCAGAUUGAAGAGAAGAUGCAGCAACUCCUGGAAGAGAAACUUCUGGCAGAGAAGAGGAUGAAGGAGAAUGAGGAGCGGUCCCGAGCCCUGGAGGCGGAGCGAGAGUUUUACUCUUCCCAGUCGCAAGCGCUGCAGAACUCACUCUCAGAGCUGACUGCGGAGAAGCAGCAGACAGAGAGAGACCUCAAGGCUGAGGUGAAGGUGCGCAUGGAACUGGAAAAGAGACUGAGGGAAGCUGAGGAAGCAUUGCAGAGCUUGGAGCAAGGCUUAAAUUCUUUGGAUCGUAACAAGGAGAGGGAGGAGAAGAUGAAAGCAGAUGUCAGUAAUCUGAGAAAGUUCUUCGAAGAGUGCAUCCGCAAUGCCGAGCUGGAGGCCAAGAUGCCUGUGAUCAUGAAGAACUCUGUGUACAUCCACAAAGCUGCCACUCGUCGCAUAAAGAGCUGCCGCCUUCACCGCCGGAGAGCCAGCGCUUCAUGGAAUGACUUGAAGCAGUCCCAGUCCUUCAUCAUCUCACAUGCAGAAGCUGAAAACAUCGAGGAGCUGAAAGAGGCAGCCAAAAGACUGAGCCGUCACCAGCACUUCCGUGAGACACUCUAUCAAAUCAUGAGAUCACACAAAGAUUCAUCAUCAGGGGAUGAAAAGUGACUCUUGUUGAGAGGGGACUUCUAAUCUCAACUUGCCAUUCAGCUCUGCAAACACUAAGCAGUCAGGCAUUAGGGUUCAAAAGGGAGUUGCGUCCUUUGGUGAGGAAGAUGGUGGGAAGUUGUGUGUAGGCAGUUCCCUCAAGUAGUGUCUCUGCUUUGGUUUGGAUGCUCUCUGUGGUCUGGCAGACCUUCCCUGCUGAUGACUCUGGGUCAUGCCUUUUUGCUUCAGCUGCUUACGUUAAGCCAUGUUUUGCCAAGAUACUGCAGCUGGUGUUAACGUGAAACACUGGCCUUAGAUUAGGAAGUGCCUCUUCUUUGCUGCCUAGUCUGCCUGCUAAAAACAGGUGCUUCUGAGAAAUCCUUCCUCAGCCACCCAGCUACACUCAGCCACCCAACUACGCUCAGUGUAGCCACCCCCAGCUGGCACAAUUUAACCUGUUCUACCUAACGUCCUCUAGGAAACUGCCUCCUCAGUGUAGAGCAUAGCAUCAAAUACAAGGCGAUCUUAUGCUGCAGCAAGAUUUUAAGUAGAGAGAUUACAGCGCGAGGUGAAGCCAACCUGAGGAUUCUCCCCAUGGCAGGGGAGAUGGAACUACAUGAUCUUUAAGAACUCUUCCAACCUAAGCUGUUCUACAAUUUGCCUCCAAAAGCAUCACAUGCAAAGAUCUCCUAGAAAACUCAGUAGCAUCAGUGCAAGGUGGAGGGAAGGCUAUGCUGUGCUGACUGUAGGCAGAACAUCCUGGGGACACUUUUUCAUCAAGACAGCUGACUAUGCUGCUGUCAGGAGGAGGAGAAAAGGUCUGUGCAGAAAAUGGUAGGCAAGUUCAGUGUGGAGUAGCCUUGACUCUGAUGGUUUCCUCAUCACCUCAGGAAAACAAGCUUAAGGACAGGUGAGUGGAGUGAGAACUGUUCAGCAAUGACACCUACUACCAUUUUGCAAGUUAAAUGUUGUCAGCAGCAAGAGGUUAGGGCUGAGGAGUUGGGGAGAUCCGCUUCAAUGUGUACUGCAGCAAAUAGCCCUUACCUCUCUGCCAGUCCUUUUAAUUGCAGCCCAAGCUAUCAUGGUCUAGCCUGGACCUCCAGCAAGCCAAGACUGGAAUGGGAGAGGUCCUGUGUACAGCUUAAUUAGAAGUGGGCUCCUGGCUGGCCUCUGGUCUCUCCUCAUUGUUCACCAUGAGGUUGUCACAGUGAAGUAUUUAGGUUGGAGUUGGUUACCUUGUGUUUUACAUGAGAGGAAUGGCUUUGUUGUACAAAUCUCUCCUUUAUAAAAGCAGCUGGCUAAUAAUUAUCCACACUAUAGUAACUGCACUGCUUAGUGCUUACAGAGCACAUGGCAAGCACGCUCAGUGAUACUUCAUCCCUGUGAUAUAAGUCAGAAAACAGAGAUGUAAAACAUACAAAGGUGAUGAUGCUAAAAGCAGAGCUUGCUUAGGGCUUAGCUGCCAGAGUACUGGGGCUCUUAGGUCUGUACCCCUGGGUAUUACAUGUGCCCUUUUUGUCAAGUGACUGGGGUGGCUGUUUGCAUAUUCAGGCUUUGUUUCUGGGCACCAAAGUCAUUCCCUUCCAAUCCCGUGCUGCUUCUAGGGUGAACUUAGGGAUGAGAUAGGGAAGGGACCUUGUCCUGUUGUCAUUCAUGGGAAUGGCACUGAUGCUGGUGGAGGGUGCAAAGUGUGAUAUGCUGAGAGCUUCUAGAGGGGACUGUGUGACCAGAGGAUAAGCACUGAAGGCAUGGUCUCUCCAUUUCAGCCACUUAUUGACCACUGUCCUCCUGCUAGAUAAUGGGAUGCUUUAAAAAGCCAGAGGGCUCAUCACAGAGGGCUGCUAGUUUUACAGUGACAGGUAAUGGGACAGGAGAAUAAAAUUUACAUCCCUCCUUAGCAUACCUGGCCUUUUUGUGCUUUUCCUAUUCCAGCUUGCAUGCUAGAAGGCCAGAAAUUAAUUCUGGUUCCCAGAAGGUUGAAGAGUUAAGAAACAAAAGCAGAGCUGGUUUUCCCCUUUGCAUUGUCCUAUCAAACUCUCAGGCUAUUUUCCAGUUGCAAUUUUUUUUAUCAUGUAAUACUGGAAGAUGCAGUGAAAAGUACAGCCAGAAUGUGUACCUGUAAUCAAGGCAGUUAAAAAAACCACUUGGUGGCUUGUGAAUGCAACACUUUGAUCUAUUACAAUCAGAUGCCACAAUAUCAUAAUUUACAGAAGUAUUGUACUCAGGAGGUAAGUCACAUCUGAUCUUCCUUUACUGCAUAUUGACAGCAAUAAGUAAAUAAAAGUUACACGGAUACCAGAGUGAAUUCCUAUGUGUUCUUGUCACACUGUUACUGAAAUGAAGUUAAAUUGCCUCUGCAGGAGUAGAGACAAAUUGCUGUGACGUGCUCAUUUACUGCCAGGGUACUUGCUGUGCUUCACUGGGUUGCUGUAUGAGCUGAGCAUCAUCUCUUGAAGGACAGUGUGCAAAAUGCUUUCACCCUUGCCACCCGCUUCCACUUUAUUUACUGGGUUGAGCCUCUGCACUUUAAAAUGGAAAUAAUGCUAAAUCCAGGAUAUAUCAAAUCUAAAUCAGAAAUCUCAUGCAGCUUGCUGGCUUCAGGUAAACAGGUGGAACCAAGCCAUGCCCUCAGCUACCUGUGGCAAAGUUUUUUCUAUCAGCUGUUCAUUGCUGCAGACAAUAGCCCUGUUAGCCCUGACCUCAUAAGUACCCUGGCAGAGUUUUCUCACCUAGGAACCUCUCUUCUCUCUGAAGACUUUCCCAGUUGACCCUUUUAGAGCUCUGUUAAAACAGUGUUAAUGUGUGGACACUGCCAGCCGUAGUGUCUGUGUCUUCUUACCUACUUGUACACAACAAGAGCAGUGGCUCUUGCUCAGGCUGUGCUAAGGGUUAAUUUAGUCCUCCAUGUGAGCAGCAGGAAGCCUCCAGGCUGUUUCACUGCUUGGUGUGGAAGUGUUGUUUGCUUUGUGGACAGGAGUUUUGGAGCUCCUCUGGUACUCGCUGCCUCAGGGCUUUGCUAUUGCCUAGAAGUAAAUGGCAGAGAAAAGAAGGCAGCACCGCCCCGCCAUCGCCAUCGGUGUUUGCUGCUUUGAAAGCAGAGAAAGCAGAUGAGAAAUGGAAACUGCCUUCAGGGUCGGAAGUCAAUAACAGAGGGUGAAAUGUCACUGGUGUUAGAGCUGCUGUGCAUAAAGUAUGAGGGAUGCUGGCGGUAGUGAUCCUCAGCUCUGGAGCAUGGAUUUUUAUAUCAAGAUGGUGGGCCGGCUUUCAGCUUGGUAUUGAUUCUUUGGAGGAAGGAUAACAGGUUUUCACUAAAAUGUCUG
Molecule: messenger RNA, 6033 nt
Organism: Tympanuchus pallidicinctus (lesser prairie-chicken)
Lineage: Eukaryota; Metazoa; Chordata; Aves; Galliformes; Phasianidae
Gene: PLEKHD1
Product: pleckstrin homology and coiled-coil domain containing D1
Exons: 13
Coding region: 1523-2734 (403 amino acids)
Source: RefSeq, a predicted model, not a curated record